UCAACGUCAUUGUCAUAUGUUAUUCAAUAAAACUUUUUGUUUUGUUUUUUAUUCAUUACAACUGAAAAUUAAAAAUUACAAAAUUAUAAGAAUUAAAUAUCAUAUCACCCAAAACAGUUAGAAAUAUUCUUAUACUAAAAACAUCUACAUUUUAUUUUAUGAUGGUUAAAGUUUGGAAAUUGGGACUUAUGAGUUACGACACCGCCUUAAAAAUUCAAUUGGCUAUCGCUCGAAAACACUUAGAUGCAAUGAUUAAAGGAAUAGAGGCUAAUUACGAUACUCUUCUUCUCGUAGAACAUAAACCAGUUUAUACGGUUGGUAUUAGAGAUAACACUUCAAAAUCUGAUAUCUUAAAGCUUAAAGAGCUUGGUGCAGAAUUUAAAAAAACAAAUAGAGGUGGCCUUAUUACCUUCCACGGACCAGGACAACUUGUGGCAUACCCUGUUAUAAACUUGAAACAUUUUAAAACUAGUGUCAAAUGGUAUGUCCACAGCUUGGAAGAAACUGUAAUUCAAUUAUGUGAUGAAUUAGGUAUUAGAGCAAACCGAUCGCCACAUACUGGAGUAUGGGUUGAUGAUAAUAAAGUAGCAGCUAUUGGUAUACAUGCAUCACGGUAUGUCACCACUCAUGGUAUUUCUUUAAAUUGUGAUAACGACCUAUCAUGGUUCAAUCACAUAGAUCCUUGUGGGAUAAUAGAUAAAGGUGUUACCUCACUAUCCGAAGAGACUGGAGUUAAUUGUUGCAUAGAGAAAAUCACACCAAUAUUUUUAAAGCACUUUGACAAAGUUUUUGGCUGUAAAUGUGAGGAACUAGAAAUAAAUGCUCAAGAGGACAUAUUAAAUUCUGUGUAUAAUAAUUUGUUAACACAAACUGUUGUAUGAUGUUUGUAUUUCAAAUUUAGGGAAUGAUCAGCUUUAAAGUUAGUGAAGAACAAGUUAUUUAUUAAUUUAUCACAAUUUAUUUUGUUGUUGAAAUAAAAAGAAAUAUAAAUUUGUACAA
Galleria mellonella (greater wax moth) is the source of this 999-nucleotide messenger RNA. It is a transcript of the gene Lipt2, whose product is annotated as putative lipoyltransferase 2, mitochondrial. Gene Ontology annotation, cellular component: mitochondrion. NCBI's taxonomy places the organism in Eukaryota, Metazoa, Arthropoda, Insecta, Lepidoptera, Pyralidae. Gene Ontology annotation, biological process: protein lipoylation. The coding region runs from base 159 to 881 and encodes 240 amino acids. The transcript has 3 exons. Gene Ontology annotation, molecular function: lipoyl(octanoyl) transferase activity. The record is from RefSeq and is a predicted model, not a curated record.